Sphenostylis stenocarpa is the source of this 528-nucleotide messenger RNA. Lineage: Eukaryota; Viridiplantae; Streptophyta; Magnoliopsida; Fabales; Fabaceae. The record is from the annotation of a GenBank genome assembly.
AUGAUGGUAGAGAAUAACGUAGAAGAUGAGAAAGAAGAGCUUGAGCUUCCUUUCUUUGACCUUGCUACAAUCUCCAAAGUAACUAAUGGCUUCUCAAUUAACAAUAAGCUUGGAGAAGUUGGAUUUGGGGCCGUAUACCUGGGUACCCUAGCAGAUGGACAAGAAAUUGCUGUGAAGUGGCUCUCACAAAGUUCUGGACAAGGGUUUAAUGAUUUUAAGAAUGAAAUCAUAUUGAUAGCCAAGCUUCAGCAUCGGAACCUAGUUAAGCUUGUUGGUUAUCCCUCAAAGGCUAAAAUUUUAGAUUGGUCUAAGCGCUUCAAUAUUAAUUGUGGAGUUGCACGAGGACUUAUGUAUCUUCAUCAAGAUUCUAGGUUGAGGAUAAUACAUGGAGACCUUAAAGCAAGUAAUGUCCUACUUGAUCAUAAGUUCAACCCAAAAAUAUCUGAUUUUGGCAUGGCUAGAACUUUUGGGGGAGAUCAGAUUGAAGGAAAUACAGAGAGGGUGAUUGUAUCUCAACAUAAUUUGUAA